Megalops cyprinoides (Indo-Pacific tarpon) is the source of this 6241-nucleotide messenger RNA. RefSeq names its product neurexin 2b (gene nrxn2b). The transcript is spliced from 23 exons. Lineage: Eukaryota; Metazoa; Chordata; Actinopteri; Elopiformes; Megalopidae. The record is from RefSeq and is a predicted model, not a curated record. Bases 835 to 5907 code for a protein of 1690 amino acids.
AACGGCAGGGCUAGCACCGUCUGCAUCUGCUCGCGGGAGAAGGAAAAAAAACUGCAUUCUGUUUUCCGCGUACUGGAUCAAAAAAAUUAACCUGCCUAUCCAGGACUAUAACACCUCCAGCCAAACCAGGAGAUUUAAGAAGACACCCUUUCAAUGCCCUGCACCAGGAAUAAUGGAAGGAUCCAUGCUGUUUUAGGCUGUGUGGCGUAAUUCCUGGAAAGAGAACAGGGCCACUGCUGGAAGGAGGCCAACACCUGACAUUUGGAAGAGAAAAAAAACUGGGAACCAUGCAAUUAUUCUGCCCUUCACCGAACACUAGAUAACUUGGAGAAACUUUCCACGAUCUGUCCCUCACGCCCCUUUUCCUUUCCCCCCCUUACCUGAUGAUCAAAUGACGAUCAAAGGUAGCAUAUGAAACCACACCGCCCAGUUUGCCUUCAUGUGUGAUCUCUGAAAAAGCCGCAUUGGGAUUCUGCUGUGUUGAUUGAAUAAAGUGCUGGACUGGGAGCCUCGGCUGGAAACGGGAAAGAAACUGGAGAAAAGGCCCCAUCUUGUGUGUCAUCCUUCACUUCCCGUAGACACCACCCAAUGGAGAGGCUAAGAAGAGAAUCAGGAUAGUGGACGAAAGUAUACAAACGAUCUGAGAAUUGGUUCGUUGGAAGGAUUUUGGAAGUAGAUCCUGAGGAUAGCUCAGCCUCAUAGUAGGAAGCCUUGUAUGUGGACAGACACUGUUGUCAUCAGUUAGAUCAAAAAAGAAAAAAAAAAAACAUUCGUUUCUUCCCUGGCGGUGGAUUAAAGGACCGAGCAGAGAAGGAUCUGGACGGGGUUGGGAAGAUGACCGGGGAGUGGAGGUCCUUGUGGUGGCCCUUGUGGCCUCUGGCUUUGGCCGGGCUGGUGAUGGCGGUAUCAGCGCUGGAGUUCGGAGGCGCCCCGGGGCAGUGGGCGCGGUAUGGGCGGUGGGAGGCCGGGUCAGGGGGCGAGCUCAGCUUCAGCCUGAAGACCAACGUCAGCAAGGCGCUGGUGCUGUAUCUGGAUGAUGGUGGGAACUGCGACUUCCUGGAGCUGCUGAUUGCCGGCGGCCGCCUGCAGCUGCGCUUCGCCAUCCACUGCGCCGAGCCCGCCACCGUCCACAUGGAGACACCGGUCAACGAUGACCGCUGGCACAUGGUGCUGCUCACCCGCAACUUCCGCGAGACCAUGCUGGUGGUGGACAGCGAGGCCAAGGUGGCGGAGGUGCGGUCCAAGCGGCGGGAGAUGGCGGUUGUGAGUGACCUGUUCGUGGGUGGCAUCCCGCCCGACGUGCGCCUCUCUGCCCUCACCUCCAGCACCGUCAAGUACGAGCCGCCCUUCCAGGGCCUGAUCGCCAACCUGAAGGUGGGGGAGACACCGCCCACCCUGCUCAACAGCCAGGGCAUACAGAGCGACCUGGAGUACCUUUGUACCAAGCAGAAUCCCUGCCUGAACGGAGGCUUCUGCACCAUCCAGUAUGGAGAGGUGCACUGUGACUGCACCCUCACCCGCUACCGGGGGAAGUACUGCAGCGAAGCAGAAGAGCAUGUGGCAGAAGGUCUGGCGCACCUGACGUUAAACAGCCAAGGUGAUGCAUCGCAAACCGGGAAGGAGGAGUCGGUGGCCACCUUCAAGGGCAACGAGUUCUUCUGCUACGACCUGUCGCUGACGCCCAUCCAGAGCAGCACGGACGAGAUCACCCUCUCCUUCCGCACCCUGCAGCGCAACGGCCUCAUGCUGCACACGGGCAAGUCGGCCGACUACGUCAACCUGUCGCUGAAGAGCGGCGCCGUCUGGCUGGUCAUCAACCUGGGCUCGGGGGCCUUCGAGGCGCUGGUGGAGCCCGUCAACGGCAAGUUCAACGACAACGCCUGGCACGACGUGCGCGUCACCCGAAACCUGCGCCAGCACGCAGGCAUUGGACACGCUAUGGUAAACAAACUGCAUUAUAUGGUCACCAUCUCUGUGGACGGGAUCCUCACCACCACUGGCUACACCCAGGAGGACUACACCAUGCUGGGCUCCGACGACUUCUUCUACAUCGGGGGGAGCCCCAACACGGCUGACCUGCCCGGGUCACCCGUCAGCAACAACUUCAUGGGCUGCCUGAAAGAUGUGGUGUACAAGAACAACGACUUCAAGCUGGAGCUGUCCCGCCUGGCCAUUGAGCGCGACCCGAAGAUCAGCCUGCACGGGGACCUGGUGUUCCGCUGCGAGGACGUGGCGGCCCUCGACCCCGUCACCUUCGAGACGCCCGAGUCCUACAUCGCCCUGCCCAAGUGGAACACCAAGAAGACGGGCUCCAUUUCCUUUGACUUCCGCACCACCGAGCCCAGCGGCCUGCUGCUCUUCAGCCACGGCCGCCCGCAUGGCCCCAAGGAGCAGCGGCCGGGCCGCGAGCUCAAGACAGACUACUUCGCCAUCGAGCUGCUGGACGGCUUCCUCUACCUGCUCAUGGACAUGGGCUCCGGCAGCAUCAAGAUCAAGACCAGCAACAAGAAGGUCAACGACGGCGAGUGGUGCCACGUGGACUUCCAGAGGGAGGGCCGCAAAGGCUCCAUCUCGGUGAACAGCCGCAGCACGCCCUUCAACUCCAACGAGGGCAGCGAGAUCCUGGACCUGGACAGCGAGAUGUACCUGGGGGGCCUGCCGGAGUCCCGCACGGGCCUGGUGCUGCCCCCAGAGGUGUGGACGGCGCUGCUCAACUACGGCUACGUGGGCUGCGUGCGCGACCUCUUCAUCGACGGGAAGAGCCGCGACGUGCGGCGGCUGGCCGAGAUGCAGAGCGUGCCCGGGGUCAGCAGCUUCUGCACCCGCGAGCUGCAGAAGAAGUGCAGCAGCGCCCCCUGUGGCAACGGCGGGCAGUGCAGGGAGGGGUGGAACCGCUACAUCUGCGACUGCACCGGCACGGGCUACCUGGGAGAGAACUGCGACACCGAGGCCACGGUGCUGAGCUACGACGGCAGCAUGUACCUGAAGAUCAUCAUGCCGAGCACCCUGCACACGGAGGCCGAGGAUGUAGCCCUGCGCUUCAUGUCCCAGAGGGCCUAUGGCCUUCUCAUGGCCACCACUUCCAAGGAGUCUGCCGACACCCUGCGUCUUGAGCUGGACGGUGGGAGGGUCAAGCUCACUGUCAAUCUAGAUUGUAUCAGGAUAGACUGUAAUCUCAGUAAGGGCCCCGAGACGCUGUUCGCCGGACAGAAGCUGAACGACAACGAGUGGCACGCGGUGAAGGUGGUGCGCAGAGGAAAGAACCUGCAGCUCUCUGUGGACAACGUGACCGUGGAAGGCCAAAUGACGGGCGCCCACACGCGGCUGGAGUUCCACAACAUCGAGACGGGGAUCAUGACGGAGCGCCGCUUCAUCUCGGUCGUUCCCUCCAACUUCAUCGGCCACCUGCAGGGCCUGUCGGUCAACGGCGUGCCCUACCUGGACCAGUGCAAGAACGGGGACAUCUCCUACUGCGAGCUCAAUGCCCGCUUCGGCAUGCGCAACAUCAUCGCCGACCCCGUCACCUUUCGCACCAAAGGCAGCUACCUGGCGCUGGCCACUUUGCAGGCCUACGCCUCCAUGCACCUAUUCUUCCAGUUCAAGACCACCACCUCUGACGGCCUGCUGCUCUUCAACAGCGGCGACGGCAGCGACUUUAUCGUGGUGGAGCUCGUCAAAGGGUACAUCCACUACGUCUUCGACUUGGGGAACGGGCCGUCGCUUAUGAAGGGCAACUCCGACAAGCCCCUCAACGACAACCAGUGGCACAACGUGGUGGUGUCCCGGGAUGCCAGCAACGUGCACACGCUGAAGAUCGACUCCCGCACCGUCACCCAGCACUCCAAUGGUGCCCGCAACCUGGACCUCAAAGGAGAGCUGUACAUCGGGGGAGUGGGGAAGAGCAUGUACAACAGCCUGCCCAAGCUCAUCGCGUCCCGGGACGGCUACCAGGGCUGCCUGGCCUCGGUGGACCUGAACGGCAGACUGCCGGACCUGAUCGCAGACGCCCUCCACAGGGUGGGGCAGGUGGAGAGAGGCUGUGACGGCCCCAGCACGACCUGCAUGGAAGACUCGUGCUACAAUCAGGGUGUAUGCCUCCAGCAGUGGGAGGGCUUCUCCUGCGACUGCACCAUGACGUCCUACGGGGGCUCGUACUGUAGCGACCCUGGGACCACCUAUAUUUUUGGAAAGGGAGGAGCCCUCAUCACCUACACCUGGCCGCCCAACGACCGGCCGAGCACGAGGGCGGACCGCCUGGCGGUGGGCUUCAGCACGCAGCUGAGAGAAGCCAUUCUGGUGCGGGUGGAGAGCGCCACGGGACUCGGGGACUACCUGCAGCUGCACAUAGAACGGGGAAAGAUCGGCGUGAUCUUCAACGUGGGAACGGACGACAUCACCAUCGACGAGAGCGCCGUCAUGGUGAGCGACGGCAAGUACCACGUGGUGCGAUUCACCCGCAGCGGGGGCAACGCCACACUCCAGGUGGACAACCAGCCCGUCAUCGAGCGUUUCCCGUCAGGGAACAUUAUCGAACGGCUGGCUAUUGCUAGGCAAAGAAUCCCAUACAGACUUGGUCGGGUAGUUGACGAAUGGCUACUCGACAAAGGUCGACAGUUGACCAUCUUCAACAGCCAGGCAUCCAUCAGGAUCGGUGGUCGGGACAGGGGUCGGCCGUUCCAGGGCCAGAUAUCGGGUCUCUACUACAACGGACUGCAGGUCCUGAAGCUGGCGGCUGAGGGGGACCCCAACGUGCAGGUGGAGGGGAACCUGAGGCUGGUGGGGGACGUGCCGUCCGUCCUGACCACCGACACCACCUCCACCACCCCCCUGGCAGACAUGUCCACCACCAUCAUGGAGACCACCACCACCAUGGCAACCACCACCACCCGCAAACAGCGCUCGCCCACCAUGAGGGACAGCGUCACACAGAACACGGACGACCUGCUGGUGGCAUCGGCGGAGUGCCCCAGCGAUGACGAGGACCUGGAGGAGUGUGAGCCAGGAACCGGAGGUGAAUUAGUUUUGCCCAUAAUUACAGUGGACUCCCUAGACCCCCCCUCCAUCGCCACACGCUACCCCGUAAUCCCCCCUCCCCCCACCUUCCGCCCCUUCCUCACCCUGCUCGAGACCACCAAAGAGUCCCUGACGCUGGCCAACGGCCGCCCCCCCUGCCCCCUGGACCAGGAGGACUGUGAGGACCCCAUUGAGGUGUCGGCCUACGGCUCGGGGGAGAUGACAGAGUCGGACGACGAGGACUAUUACAAAAACUCGCCCCUCGUCACCGACAGGACGGUCCUGCCGCCACCCCCCGCGGUUGAGGGCGGGGUCCCCAACCCCCGUGACCGCCACUUCUCCAGGCCCCCCGACUCCCACCGCCCCCCACCCCCCUCCACCCCGACUGCCAACCCCGACCAGCUCCCCCGCCACAAGCCCGGGAGCAGCAGCAGCAGCAGCGGGGCCCGAAUACCCGCUGGCAAAAUGAACACCCGCGACCAGGUGCUGCUGCCACCGGCGGCCCCCUCCCACGACCCCGACCACGGCGGGCGGCACCGCCACAUACCAGGAAUAACCUACCCCCCCAAUUUCCACCAUGUGCCCACAGCCAACCCCACGGCCCCCGAGAGGGGCCCGCCGGGUGCAGUGGAGGUGAUCCGGGAGUCCAGCAGCACCACGGGCAUGGUGGUGGGCAUCGUGGCAGCCGCCGCCCUCUGCAUCCUUAUCCUCCUCUACGCCAUGUACAAGUACCGCAACCGGGAGGAGGGAUCCUACCAAGUGGACCAGACCCGCAACUACAUCAGCAACUCCGCCUCCCAGAGCAACGGCGCCGUCGUCAAGGAGAAGCAGCCCGGCGCCGCCAAAACCGCCACCAAGAACAAGAAAAACAAAGACAAGGAGUACUACGUCUGAGACUGGCCUGGGGAGAGACAGAGAGAGAGGGAGAGAGAGAGAGGGAGAGGAGAGAAGGAGAGAUGAGAGAGGCAUGGGACAUCAUCUUUUUUUGGUAGAAUCCACCUCCACCUCAUGCCCCAGCUGGGCUCCGGACACCCAUCCCGCUCCUGUUCCCACUGUCCCCACAAGCUCCUCCUCUCCUGCCUUCCACCCCCUGUAGCCCAAACUAAUGGAGAGAGGGAAAGGAAAAGGAAGAAUCUAAGGAAAGGAGCAGUGUCAUUCAUUCAUCCAAAUUCUCACACCCUCAUGUUUUGGCAUGUGGACCCACUGACCCCCCCCCCCCCACACACAC